This is a messenger RNA of Lotus japonicus, 1039 nucleotides long. RefSeq lists its product as uncharacterized. The record is from RefSeq and is a predicted model, not a curated record. Lineage: Eukaryota; Viridiplantae; Streptophyta; Magnoliopsida; Fabales; Fabaceae. Bases 131 to 1039 code for a protein of 302 amino acids. The transcript is spliced from 4 exons.
CUCUAAUUGUGAUCCUAUUGCUGGCAUGUCUUAGGUACUGUAUCGAUUUCUGCACUUCUUCAGUAAAUUUGAUUGGGAAAACUAUUGCAUUAGCUUAGGGGGUCCUGUGCCCAAACGUUCACUUCCUGAUAUGAGAGCUCAACCUCCCCUAAGGGGUCGCCAAGAGCCACUGCUCAAUGAAACUUUUUUCAAUGAUUGCAUCUCUUGCUAUGCUGUGAUCCCAAGAAUCCAACAAGGCCAGCAGCAAUCUUUUGUCAAAAAAUUCAUGGAUAUCAUAGAUCCUUUACGCAAAAACAACAACUUGGGGCGAAGCGUUAGUAGAGGUAGCUUCUUAACAAUUAAGAAUGCAAUUUCUGAUGGUGCUGAGAAGCUGGAGCAAUUGCUGCAUUGCCCUGUAGAGAACCUAAUAGCUCAGUUUGAUUUCAUUUUCAUGAACACAUGGGCCAGAAAUGGAAAUGGUUUCUGGAUGCAUUUAGAUUCUUAUAAUAUUUACAUAAGAAAUAUGAAUGUUGUGGAGUUAACAUCUCAGGAUCAAGCUUCGCAGGGUUCAUACAGAAUUCACCAAAAUCCUGCUAACUAUUUGGUAGAAUCCAAACAAAUAUGUGGACCAUCUGAUGUAUCUGCUGUUUCUCAAACUGGGAGCUCAAAGAAUAAAGGCAUCUUCAUUGGUGAGGUGACCUCUGAUGUAUCAUCAUCUAAGGCUUCUCAGCCUGAUGAGGUCAGAGGAUAUUGGACUCCUCAUUCAACUUCUGAAAGUGCUGCUUCAUAUCUUCAGGCUCUUCAAAUAUCCAGUUCUAUUUCCAGCCAAGGGCCAAUGUGUGGGCCUGGUACAUUAGCUCGUGGCACUCAUGUUCUUGCUGGUCCUGGAUCUAACAUGAAUCCUGAACCACAUGGGUCAACUUCAGAGAAUUAUGCAGAACAAGGGUCUGAUACUCUGUGUGGGGAUUUUGGAAACUACUGGAUCAACCUGCAAUAUGUUGAGAAAAAAGUCUUCCAAUUUCAUGAACAUGAUGGCUCAUGGUGCUCCCGUUGUUGCUGA